AUGAGUACUCGUGGAAUUAAAGUUGUUCUUGUUGGAGAUUCUUUCACUGGUAAAACUUCUCUAAUCCAAAGAUUAGUUACAGAUGAUUAUUUAGAUACUCAUUUAUCAACUGUUGUUUCUUCUUGUUUUCAAAAAACGAUACAUUUAAGUGAUAGAGAUAUGAAUAUUAAUAUUUGGGAUACUGCUGGUCAAGAACGAUUUAGAUCAUUAGCAUCAAAUUUCUUUCGUGACGCACAAGGUAUUAUCAUUUGUUAUGACGUUACUUCUCCAAAAAGUUUAACAAGUAUUCCUAUGUGGAUUACUGAAAAAGAAAAUAAAGCAGAAGAUAAUGUUAUCUGGAUGUUAGUUGGUUGUAAGUCUGACUUACAAACAAAUGUCGAAGAAACAAAAGUUAAAGAAAUUAUUGAUAAAUAUGGAGUUCUUCAUAUGACUUGUUCAGCAAAAACAGGAACUAACGUUAACGAAAUCUUUGUUACUCUUUGUGAAAGAAUUAAUGAAAUAUUACAAGAUCCUAUUAAUGAAAUUGAUGACGAACCAGAUUUGAUUAAUGUCAAUCAAACCCCUUCAACAACGAACAGUAAAAAAGAUUCAAAAUGUGAUUGUUGA
Molecule: messenger RNA, 606 nt
Organism: Entamoeba histolytica HM-1:IMSS
Lineage: Eukaryota; Evosea; Mastigamoebida; Endamoebidae
Product: Rab family GTPase
Exons: 3
Coding region: 1-606 (201 amino acids)
Molecular function (GO): GTP binding; GTPase activity
Source: RefSeq, a predicted model, not a curated record